This is a messenger RNA of Penicillium robsamsonii, 1383 nucleotides long. Its product is annotated as putative solid-state culture specific protein. The coding region runs from base 1 to 1383 and encodes 460 amino acids. Lineage: Eukaryota; Fungi; Ascomycota; Eurotiomycetes; Eurotiales; Aspergillaceae. The record is from RefSeq and is a predicted model, not a curated record. Gene Ontology annotation, molecular function: ATP binding; metal ion binding. The transcript has a single exon.
AUGGCUCCCGCGGUUCCCGUAACACUCGAUUACACCCUGCACGACCUCUACUCAGAGGGCAAUGAAGGCGUCAUGAACACGGUUCUUAUCUACUAUCCUCUGCCAGUCGGGGGUUAUUAUGAGGGAUCGUCAACCAAAUUUGCCUACGGAUAUACACUUCAAGAUGAUGAUGAGAACGCGGCAUCCUCGUUUAAAACGGCGGGGAACAUGGUGCCCCAGCGGUACGCCUUCUCCGCAGGCCAGAUGCCCCUGAUCAUCUCGGAUUUUGACUCAAAAAACAACCGGCAAGAAGCGAAUCACAAAACAAUCCAAAUCAUAGACAAACUACCCGCUCACCAUGUUGAUAUCCGUCGGACCUUCGCCCAGUUAAUACCCGAUCAGCAGCCAAAUUUGAUUUUUGUGAACAGCCCGGAAAGUAUAUCUUUAGACGCCGGAGCGCAGAUUGCUGUCUGUUUCCCUACGGACUGUCUGUCGCAUCUGCCUCAUCUCAUUAAUCCGGAGAUCCAUUACGAGAUCCUGUCGAAACGUGGACUUGCUCUGUCCGGCUUGACGACACCCCCAUCUCAGGUGAUUGACACCUGUCUUAUCGACUCCGGGGACCCGAUUGUUUUGAAACGAGAGAUUGCACGGAUUGUGGACUUAAUUGACCAGCGUCAACCCCCCUUUAUGAUUAAGCUUCCACAGUCCGUCUCCGGCAUGGGUACCUAUGCGAUCACCACGGAAGCCGAAAGGGACCGAGUGAAGCAUGCCCUCACGACGCAGUUGAAACCGAUGCUACAGCAGAUCAACAGAUCCAAUCAUCACCUAUAUCCCUGCUCCUUGGUGCUUCAAGAUUUCAUUACGGGGCCAGUGGUGGCUUUGUCGCUUUUCGUCACACAGAAGGGGCAGGUGCGUUUUGUUGCUUGUUGUGAGCAGCUCUUCGACGAGCAGGGACAUUGGACCGGUGGCUCAAUCUCGUACCGAGAGCAGCCGGGGCUUUGUGAGAGCUUUGCCGCCAUUGUGGAGGGGGUGGCAGUUUUCUUGCAUAGUAAAGGGUAUCAUGGACCGGCUGGUGUGGACAUCGUUACCGAUAUAUGCUCAGGAGAGCAGUUUAUUAUUGAUCUCAAUGUCCGGGUCACCGGUACGUUCCAUUUAGGCCUUCUCAAGGGACACUUUUGCCAUCGCGAGCUGUUUAAGGCUACCAUGACUACGGUUGACUUCUCGUAUUCUCGGGAUGAGUUCGAGAAGAGGUUUGCAGACAAUAUUCACAAUGGUAGUCUUAUCGUGAGUGGCUGGGUCCAUGACGAGUCGAUCAGCCAUGCUGCAAUUACUAUCGGUGCGAGAGACUCUCACGAGCUGGAAGAAUUUCUCAAACGCAUCAGAGCAGCUGGCUUGCACACAUAG